CAUUGGUCAUUUGAGUUACAGUGAAAGCCGCCGCCGCAAUCAAACCAUGUUAAGCUGUAGGCGUGGCAGAUUUCCACCAUUCACUCCGAUUUCCCUCACUUGACCACCCACGGGACUUUUGACAGCUUCACCUCCUGGAGCACCCGUAGCAUAUAAAGGCGACAAGGACUGACCAUCUACCCCCAGAACCACAACAGCACUUCUAGACUUCGACGCGGUCUUCCGAUAGAUAAUCUUCAACGACACACCAACCAUGGCAGAACCACUCGACGACAAGAGCAAGGGCAAGAACAAAGCCCGCACCGAAUCCUUUCCACAUCCGCGCCUCAGCGACCCGACCAUGGCCAUAGGCAGCCUCAGCCUGCCGCCUCCAACCCUCGCGCCCCCAUCCCCGCCUCACUCCCCAGAGUCACGCAUCACGCACGGCGGGCCCUCAAGCGAACAGCAAGGCUCACCCACCCUGGCGUCCUCGUCAACCACAGCCGGCACCUCGGCCAUGGCCACCCACGCCGCCGCCGCCGACACGCCCUACCACGAGCUCACGUCCAGCGAGCCCCCAGCCUCGGACCCGGACGCGCUGACGGCGCAUCUGCGCGGGCAGCUCGCCACCGCCACGACGUUAGUGGCCUUCUUGCACACGCAGGUCGACGCCCUGCGCGCUGAGAACGAGGCCCGCAAGGAGCAGACCCAGGACCGCGCCGCGGUGGCUCGCCACGCCCUCGCGGUGCUGCGGCAGGCGUAUGCGCGCGGCGAGCGCCUGCUCGCGCACUGUGGGGCGCUGGAGCGGCGGGUGCGGGAAGCUAAAAACAGGAAGAGCGGGGGUGGGGGAGGGGGAUGGCGGAAGCUGCUGGGCAUGGGAACGGGAGGGAGGAAGAGCGCGGCGAAGGAGAAGGGCCCCGAGCGGGAGCCGGUGCUCGCGGACGCGCUGCCCGGGGCCGGGAUUGCGUGCGCGCGGUGCGGCGAGCUGGUGCCGGCGGGCGAGGGCCACAGAGUCCCCCUGCGCUGGCCCGAUGGCGGGCUCAAUCCGUUUGCGAUGCACCCGGAUUUCUUGGACACGCGGCACGUGGAACGGCAGGCGCUGGUGGUGGCGGCGGCGGAGCACGGCACCGCUGGCUCUUCUGGCUCUGGGGGUGCGGAUGCAGAUGCGGAUGUGGCUGCUGCGGAGUUGGGCCGGUUUGUGCGCGGCCGCGAGUUGAGGCAGGUGGUGGAGCUGGUGGAUGACGGGCUCAGGAAGCUAGGCGAGGGGAUUGCGGACGUGGCGGAGAAUACAAAGGUGCGUACACGCUCGCAAGCCUCUCAAACCGUCGAUGCUCGCGAUAGACAUGGUCUAGACCGCAGUAUUGCGCUCCAAAACCCCUGAGGGCGAGGGCGAGGGAUA
Messenger RNA from Aplosporella prunicola CBS 121167, 1378 nucleotides. RefSeq lists its product as uncharacterized. Lineage: Eukaryota; Fungi; Ascomycota; Dothideomycetes; Botryosphaeriales; Aplosporellaceae. The transcript is spliced from 2 exons. The record is from RefSeq and is a predicted model, not a curated record. Bases 254 to 1360 code for a protein of 368 amino acids.